Molecule: messenger RNA, 1462 nt
Organism: Owenia fusiformis
Lineage: Eukaryota; Metazoa; Annelida; Polychaeta; Sabellida; Oweniidae
Source: the annotation of a GenBank genome assembly
AGACUUUAAGUCAGUUAUCAGAAAGUGAAUAUACACAGUUAUAAACGCACUAUGAAGACAUACACAACCAGUACACCAGUGGCAGCCAAGACGAGGAGAGACAUCCCAUUGUCGAUGAACAACCUUCUCAACCUGAGCACAGAAGUGAGCGCAGUGUCCGAACAGCAAACAGCUCCACACAACUCAUUGAAGUCAGCCAGCUAUCUGACAUUUUCACCAGCUACAGUGAACAAGAUCCAUCGAGAUGCAUCAUCAAGCCAGUUAAGUUUCUCCACAUCAGAUAGGAUGAACCAGAAGUCUGGACUCGAUUUUCUGUCAAGCACAUCAGUGGAAGAAUUCACCAUUACAGAUGCGAGCCAGUCUACAGUGGGACCAAGGCCAGCAGAGAAUACAACUGAUGCUUUGUCACUACGGGGCUCUAUGCUGGAGAUGCAGUUCAGCAUGCUCAAGUAUCGCCUAUCUGACAAUGUGAAACUGCUAGAACUAGAAGUCUUCUAUCGCAAGCAAGUGCACGAGAUUGAAUGUGGUCGCUAUCGUCUUCUCCUCGCCAACCCAAAGCCUCACCACCAGACAGCCAUCAAUCGUCAGCAUGAUGUUCAGAAACUAGCUCUCUUUGACAGUGUUGAACGCAACCUGAGCCAACUCUCUGCUGCCCCUAAGGACAUCAUCGGUGCCAAGCUGGCCAAGUUUGAGCCCCGAGGUGCCAGCCACUCUGCUCUACCCAGGGAGCCUCUCAUGACGUCAACACCUGCGAAAUCAAGCAAGUCUUCCACUAACACCUACAAGGUCCCUGCACCCGUGGUUCAACGCCAGAGAAUCUCCCGGACCAGCAAACUCGUACUUGACACCUGGUUUGGACAGAACAGCGACAAUCUCUACCCCACAGGCGAUAUGGUUGGUCAACUAGCUCAAUCUGCAGGGCUCUCCACCAAGCAAGUUCGCAAGUGGCUAUCCAGGAAGCGACUCCAGGGACGUGUCAACAAGAAGCUGAUGGCUCAUCUGCGUCAUGACAACCAUAGAGACUUUAGUGGUGAUCUUGUCAACUAUGAGUGGUUGUAAAUAAUAUAAAUGGACUCUAGUUAUAGUUGCCAAAGUCGGAUCUGAUGGAGAGUGAUUUCUCUUGCCAAAUGUAUUAUUGUUAUUCAUAUACUAUUUAACUGUUUGUACAUAAUGAAAAUUGUAAAUAAAUAUUGUACAGUAUUGUUAUUAAUUGAAAUAAAUUAUAAUUGAAACUUAUGCAAUGUCUUGUCUUUAUUGUGUGUGGCUUAUAUAAUUGCCAAGUAGAUAGAUGGAACCUGUUAUACAUCUCCUAUGUACACAGUGUAUAUAUCCCCAUGUUAAGUCAAUGGACCCUUGCUGAAAUACUCAUUUUCUCAGAAGAACUCAAGCUGAUCGAGUCUUAAUAAGUACAUUCAUAUUCGAUAGUAUUGCUACAAUCCAUUUUCAAUAGUAAGGAUUGGGG